GAGGCAGCCUCCGUGAUGUAUGUGUUCCUCAUGAUCCGACGCCACAAGACCACCAUCUUCACAGACGCCAAGGACUCAGACACCUUGUUCGAGCUGAAGCGCAUCAUUGAGGGUAUGCUCAAGUGGCCACCAGACAAACAGCAGCUGUACAAGGACGACCAGCUUCAGGACCACGGAAAGACAUUGGGAGAGUGUGGCUUCACCAGCCAGAGAGCACGACCUCAGGCCCCAGCCACUGUGGGGCUAGCCUUCAGGGAAGAUGAAGCCUUUGAAGUCCUUAGCAUCGAGCCCUUCUCCAGCCCACCCGAGCUGCCAGAUGUGAUGAAGCCGCAGGACUUAGGAAACAGUGCUAAUGAACAAGCUCUGCAGUGA
This is a messenger RNA of Lagenorhynchus albirostris (white-beaked dolphin), 372 nucleotides long. Its product is annotated as elongin-B-like. NCBI's taxonomy places the organism in Eukaryota, Metazoa, Chordata, Mammalia, Artiodactyla, Delphinidae. Gene Ontology annotation, molecular function: protein binding. Gene Ontology annotation, cellular component: elongin complex; VCB complex. Gene Ontology annotation, biological process: transcription elongation by RNA polymerase II. Bases 16 to 372 code for a protein of 118 amino acids. The transcript has a single exon. The record is from RefSeq and is a predicted model, not a curated record.